UACUGCUUUGAUAAUAUGUACGAUAAUGACAAAUUGUAAACAUAAGUUAUUUUGUGUUUUGUCAGUGCUUCAUAUUUUUACAUUUGUGUUUUAACAUGAUAUGUUCAUUUCUAGAAAGUGGAAAAUAAAACAAAAAUUGCAUUGCUAAUCAAGACAGAAUUAAAGUGUUAAAUAAGUUAAAUCAGUGUUAAAUAAUGGGUAAUGCUGGAAGUGGACCCAACAGAGAUAGACAAAAAGCUGGAGAAAGCAAUGCACCUCAUUCUCCUAGUAAAGAAGAACAGGCUUUUGUAUUUGAUAAGAAACCAAAUAAUAAGCUGGUUUUUCAAUCGUCUCAUGAUGAAGAAGAACCUUAUUUUACGAAAGAGCGAGAUUCAUCAGAAAAUGAGAUUGGAGCACCAAGAAAACGAGCUGCCACACUCUCAGAAGGAUCAAAAAUUCCCACAGGAAUUGAUGACUCAGUAUUGCCAACCGUGUUUAAGUGGGAAGGAGGUGGAAGAAAUGUCAUGAUUAGUGGAACAUUUUCAGAUUGGAAAGCUUUGCCAAUGGUUAAAAGCCAUGGUGAUUUUGUCACAAUAAUUGACUUACCCGAAGGGGAACACCAGUACAAAUUCUGUGUUGACGGAGAUUGGAGAUAUGAUCCUGGAGUGAGAACUACUGACAACGGAAUGGGCUCCAAGAACAACCUGGUUACAGUGAAACGAAGUGAUUUUGAAGUGUUCCAAGCUCUCGCAAUGGACAGCGAAAGUGCUUCAGAGAGACAACACAGGGAAUAUUCUCAGGAGAUCCCUGCCAACAGGCCGUGGGAGAAGCCAUCUGGACCUCCCAUUCUACCACCUCAUCUGCUACAAGUUAUACUCAACAAAGAUACUCCUUUAUCGUGUGAGCCAACAUUGUUACCAGAGCCUAAUCACGUCAUGCUGAAUCAUCUGUACGCUUUGUCGAUCAAAGAUGGAGUCAUGGUCCUCAGUGCUACGCACCGAUACCGCAAGAAAUACGUGACCACUCUGCUGUACAAGCCUAUCUAACCAGGAGUAGACUGUCGAGGAUAUGUACACUGUACAGUUACAGACAUUCUCUAUCAGGCUAAACAUACAAUACAGUUAUUAGUUGGAUAAGUUUAAAAGAUUGUAUUUUAGAGUCAUGUUUAAGGAACCCCAACUCAUACUGGAUAUUAGAAAUUUAAAGUUGUACCGAUGGUCUUGAAACAAAGAAUAGGACGAGGUUACUUUUACUGUACUGAAUUUACUUGCUUGAAUAUCAUUGUAGAAUAUUAGUACAUAAUGAUUUAACGUAUUUAACUGAGAGUAUAAAAAUAAUAUUAGUAUUGUAUUUUGGUUACCCGUAUAUAUUGUACAUAAGAUUAAAUGUAUGUUUUACUUA
This is a messenger RNA of Homalodisca vitripennis (glassy-winged sharpshooter), 1380 nucleotides long. RefSeq names its product 5'-AMP-activated protein kinase subunit beta-1 (gene alc). NCBI's taxonomy places the organism in Eukaryota, Metazoa, Arthropoda, Insecta, Hemiptera, Cicadellidae. Gene Ontology annotation, molecular function: protein kinase binding. The coding region runs from base 195 to 1025 and encodes 276 amino acids. The transcript is spliced from 6 exons. The record is from RefSeq and is a predicted model, not a curated record. Gene Ontology annotation, cellular component: cytoplasm; nucleotide-activated protein kinase complex; nucleus. Gene Ontology annotation, biological process: signal transduction.